AUGAAUCUGGGCGCCAAGGUCAAGGAAAUCCUCCACUCCGGUGACUCGGAAGAUGCCGCCAGAGGAGACGUUGAUCGCAACACUCCAGGAUUUUUCCCAGUCGAUGACAUGACGCCCGCCGAAUCCCAGAAACACACCUCUACUAGCCACGAGCACAACAAGCUACACAAGCCCAACGACCCUCGAGGAUGGUCCGAGGACGAUGCGAGAGCUCGUGGUCAUGGUUACACCGACUCUGGUGUUGGUUUGACCGAACCUCAUGACACACAAACCAACACUCGAGAAGUCGCUUCUGAGAAGCCCGCCGAACCCAUUCAGAGAACCGACGACUAUACCACAGACAGCCGCAUUGGCGACAACACCAACCCCACGUCUCAAGAGCCGGUUGGUGACACUGCCGCGCCAUCCCAAACGGAGCACCCGUAUUGGGGAGACCUCCCUCGUGGUGCAGGUGUCUACAACACCAUUGCUGGUCACGGCAGCGCUGAGGAUGAUACCCAACGCCAUCGCGCAAUCCACAGCGGCGAGGCCAACCCCACUGCCAUUUCGUCCCAAGCCGGCACUGCUGCUCCAGUGGGUGCCCAGCCGCUGGACUUUGCGUCCCAGGGCACUGAUCCCUAUUCUACCCAACAAGACACUCGUGAGACUACACACGAGAGAGCGCUCGGCUCACGGUUUAAUGAGGGUCUCGGCGGUGCUGGCGCUGCAGGAAUUGCUGGUGCCGGAGCUUAUGAGCUUGGCAAGGACCGUGGAACUGACGAGAGGGAAACCCCAUCUCAAUUGGGCGGUGCUUCUACUACCGCUGAUCCCUACGAUGCUCAAAUAGCCACACCUCCCUCCCAGCACAAUACCGCUGCUGCGACCAACAUUCCACAACAGGAGACUUCGCCUGAGACCACAGACCUGUACUCGUCUCAGCGAGAUACCCAGCAAGUCCCGGAGCAGAGCACCAGGGAUUCGCACUUCAAGGAGGGUCUGGCCGGGGCUGCUGUUGCCGGCACUGCAGGCGCUGGUGCUUACGAGCUGAACAAGCAGCGUCAAGCCGACGAGACCUCCAAGAAGACAGAGAAAGUUGCCAAGACCGAGCCAGAAGAGAAGAAGCACCGGUCAUUCCCUCUCAUCGGUCGAAGCCACAAGGAUGAUACUAAGGAGGUGAAGGAGGAGAAGCACACCAAGGAACCCAAGCCUGAGCGCGAAAGCAAGCUAGGUGGUCUCUUCCAUCGAAGUGCCAAGGAUGAGACUGAGCCUGCGGCUGAGGAGGAGCCCGCCAAGGACAAGCACCACGGGGCCAUGGCUGGUACUGCUCUUGCUGCUGCUGGAGCUGGCGGUGCCGCGUAUGCUGCUACCAGGGACCGGGAUGACGACAAGAAGGUCCAGGGGGAUACCACCACUAGCCGAUAUCAAGAGCCCACCGCUACCCGAGGUGCUGAUCAGUACUCCAAUACUGGCCUGGGUGCCAGCGCCACCGACACAUACCAGCAACCCGCUGCAACUCAAGGCACUAGCCAGGAUGCCAGUACCGGUUACGACCCCAACAGCGCCUAUGGUGCCCAAACCACUCAACCUUCGGUUACAUUUGCCGGAGACCAGCCUACGCAGUCUUACCACCAAGAGGGUUCAAACCGAGAUGGCAAGUUCGCCGCAGGUGCUGCCGCAGGUCUAGGUGCUGGUGCUCUCGCAUCCCACCAACUGGGAAAGAAGCAUGAAAACACCCCUGCCACUACUCAGGAUACUGAGAGGGGUUUCCAGCCUCAGACCACCCAGUCGUACCAGCCCGCCCAGUCGUACGGAACUACUGAGUCGUAUGGAACUACACAGUCAUAUGAACCUACGCAGCCAUACCAACAAGAGGGCACACAUCGAGAUGGCAAGCUCGCUGCAGGUACAGCGGCUGGUCUUGGAGCUGGUGCUCUCGCCUCCCAUGAGCUUGGAAGAAAGCACGAGAACACCCCUGCUACUACUCAAGAGACUGAACGGGGAUAUCAGCCCCAGUCCACUGAGCCGCAUGCCGCAACCACUACCGGCAGUACUGCCAUUCCUGUAUACGACACUUCCAGGAACGAGCCUGUGACAGAGUCCGACAACUUUGCCGAACGCUCGACAGAGCCAACUCUCUCCAUCACGCAACAGGCCAAUGAGGGCAGGUACAAUACUCUUGCAUCCGGCACACCCUCUGGUAUCAGGGUCGAGGACGAUACCAAGGACCGAGCAACCCAGAGGGAGCAUGCUGGCACUUCGUCAAGCGAGGAUAAGCAUCGCGGCGCUGGGGCUGCUGCCGGAUUGGGUGCUGCUGCUGGACUGGGUACAGCCGCUGCUCUGUCCCGAAAGGAUGAUGAGAAGAAGGAAGAGUUAAUUAAGCGAGAGGAAGUACCAGAGUCCAGGGUUGAGCCUGAAGCUGAACGCUCGGUUGAGCCUCAGCCCGAUGAGAAGCCAGCUGCUGUCUCUUUCGCACCACAGACAGGUAGCAGCAAGCCUGUCAUCCACCAUUGCCAGAAGUGUGGCGAGGCCAACGACAUCAGCCAGUACUUUGCGUCUAAUGCAUCCAACAAGAUCUAG
Molecule: messenger RNA, 2556 nt
Organism: Fusarium keratoplasticum
Lineage: Eukaryota; Fungi; Ascomycota; Sordariomycetes; Hypocreales; Nectriaceae
Exons: 1
Coding region: 1-2556 (851 amino acids)
Source: RefSeq, a predicted model, not a curated record